Messenger RNA from Arabis nemorensis, 1647 nucleotides. The record is from the annotation of a GenBank genome assembly. NCBI's taxonomy places the organism in Eukaryota, Viridiplantae, Streptophyta, Magnoliopsida, Brassicales, Brassicaceae.
AUGGGUUUCUCGAUGCAGCCAUAUGGAAUCCAAUCGAUGCUUAAAGAAGGUUACAGGCAUCUCUCGGGCUUAGACGAGGCGGUUAUUAAGAACAUUGAAGCUUGCAAGGAGCUCUCCACCAUUACUCGCACUUCUUACGGCCCCAAUGGGAUGAAUAAAAUGGUUAUUAAUCAUUUAGAUAGACUAUUUGUCACAAGUGAUGCUGGUACUAUUGUGAAUGAACUGGAGAUUCAGCACCCUGCUGCGAAAAUUCUUGUUUUAGCUGCCAAGGCUCAGCAAGAAGAGAUUGGAGAUGGAGCCAAUCUGGUUAUCUCUUUUGCUGGUGAGCUUCUUCAGAACGCUGAGGAGCUUAUCAGGAUGGGGCUGCAUCCUAGUGAGAUCAUUAGUGGAUACCUUAAAGCAACCAUUAAGGUUGUUGAAAUUCUGGAACAACUUGUUGAGAGUGGUUCUGAGACCAUGGAUGUGCGUAACAAGGAAGAAGUUGUAUUUAGGAUGAGAGCAGCUGUUGCAAGCAAGCAGUUUGGGCAAGAGGAGAUAAUAUGCUCUUUAGUUGCUGAUGCAUGCAUUCAAGUCUGCCCGAAGAAUCCAACUAACUUCAAUGUGGAUAAUGUCCGUGUUUCCAAGCUUUUGGGAGGAGGUCUUCACAAUUCCUGUAUUGUCCGUGGUAUGGUCUUGAAAAGUGAUGCUGUUGGGAGCAUAAAGCGAAUGGAGAAGGCCAAGGUUGCUGUGUUUGCCGGUGGCGUUGAUACUAAUGCGACAGAGACAAAAGGAACUGUUCUGAUUCAUAGUGCUACGCAGUUAGAGAAUUACGCUAAAACAGAAGAAGCUAAAGUUGAGGAGUUGAUCAAGGCUGUUGCUGAAUCAGGAGCCAAAGUCAUUGUUAGUGGGGGACCUGUUGGAGAAAUGGCAUUGCAUUUCUGUGAGCGUUACAAGAUAAUGGUAUUGAAGAUCAGCUCAAAGUUUGAACUGAGGCGUUUCUGCCGAACAGCUGGGGCUGUCGCUCAUUUGAAGCUUAGCCGGCCAAGCCCUGAUGACCUGGGAUAUGUUGAUUCUAUUUCCGUUGAGGAAAUUGGUGGUGUGACAGUUACGAUUGCAAGAAAUGAGGAGGGUGGUAACUCCAUUUCUACAGUGGUUUUGCGUGGGAGCACAGAGAGCAUUUUGGACGACCUUGAAAGAGCUGUUGACGAUGGAGUUAAUACAUACAAGGCCAUGUGCAGAGACAGCCGUAUUCUUCCUGGGGCUGCAGCUACUGAGAUAGAAUUGGCUCAGAGAUUGAAGGAAUAUGCCAAUGCAGAAACAGGGUUGGACAAAUAUGCCAUCUCCAAAUACGCAGAGAGCUUCGAGUUUGUUCCCAAAACUCUUGCAGAUAAUGCUGGCCUCAAUGCAAUGGAAAUCAUAGCCUCUCUGUACACUGGACACGGAUCUGGAAACACAAAGCUAGGCAUUGAUUUGGAGGAAGGUGCUUGUAAAGAUGUCUCAGAGACAAAAGUAUGGGAUCUAUUUGCAACCAAGUUAUUUGCUCUCAAGUAUGCUUCUGAUGCUGCAUGCACGGUGCUUCGCGUAGACCAGAUUAUAAUGGCGAAACAAGCAGGAGGGCCAAACAGAGCCGCUGCUGCAGCCGCAGGUGCAGGCGGGGACGAAGACUAA